Colletotrichum orchidophilum is the source of this 1359-nucleotide messenger RNA. RefSeq lists its product as uncharacterized. Lineage: Eukaryota; Fungi; Ascomycota; Sordariomycetes; Glomerellales; Glomerellaceae. The record is from RefSeq and is a predicted model, not a curated record. Gene Ontology annotation, molecular function: O-methyltransferase activity. The coding region runs from base 1 to 1359 and encodes 452 amino acids. The transcript has 3 exons.
AUGGCAGCGCCACAGCCGACAAUCAACGACCUCGCCGCCAAGAUUAGCGAGCUCUCGGCCGAGUUCACCAAAUUCUUGACCGAGAACAAGAUCACUCAGCCUACUUUUGCCGCGGACAGUGUCACAAGCUAUGAUGGUCUCACCUCGGAAGCUUUUCUGCUUCGUCAGAAGCUGUUGGACACCGCCAACGAUUUGUCAUACCUGGUGUCAGGACCAAGCGAGAGCAUCUUCAACUACACCCACAACAUGUCUCCCGAUGCCGCGUCGCUGAAUAGCCUCAACCACUUCGAUUUCUGGUCUGCCGUGCCCAUCGAUGGCGAUGCCUCGUACGCAGACAUCGCGAAGCACGUCCGCCUCCCCGAAGAAGUUGUCCACCGCGUCCUCGACCACGCCUUCACCCUGCGCAUCUUUGAGGAGACUGAUCCCGGUAAACCCUUCACAACGCGUGUGCGCCACACCUCGCGCUCAGCGGCGCUGCUGAAGAACGCCGGCCUCCGAGCAUUGGUUGAGGCUCUCAUGAACGACGCUGGCCCGGCUAUGGGAGUGCUUCCCUACGCUUUGGAGAAGUACCAGCGCGAUAGAACGGAGCUGAGGGAGGACAUGACCGAGACGGCAUUUGCGCUGUAUCACUCUGGCGAGCUCUGUGGCGGGUACACCAAUUCAUGGGAGCUGCUGGAGAAUGACGGCGAAGGCGAGAACAAGGGAUUCCGUCAGAGAAACUUUGUCAAGUGGAUGAAUUACAUCAAGGAGAUCUUCCGCUUAGAGGGACUAGUCAACAGCGCCUACGAUUGGAAGGCCGCUGGUGACUUUAGCGUCGUCGAUCUCGGCGGUUCUGGUGGUCACGACAGCUUCGUCCUAGCAAAGAACUUCCCCAACCUCAAGAUUACCGUUCAGGACCUGCCCAACUGCCAAACGUCUUUCGACCAGAAUAUCCCCGAGGAACUCAAGGGCAGAGUGACCUUCCAACCCCACAGCUUCUUCGAGCCCCAGCCCCUGCAAGCCGACUUGUACAUGAUCAAGCUGAUCCUCCACGACUGGCCCGAUGCGGAGUCUAUCAAGAUCCUCCAGGGUCUCACGCCGGCACUGCGCCCUGGCGCUAAGGUCCUCUUCAUCGACUACGUGGGCAAGCAGGGUGACGUCGAGGAGAACGCUGCGGCGGCGGCGGCGCUGCCCAAAUCUAUCCAGCAGAUGGGCACUUCCACGGAUCUGAGAAUGAUGGGCCUGUUCAGCGCAAAGGAGAGGCCCGUCGACGCCUGGACGGAAUUAUUCAAGAAGGCUGAUGAACGGUAUGAGAUCAAGCGCGUCGAGGCGAAUCCCUUGACUUUCUUCGUCAUCAUCGAGGCUGUUUGGCGGGGUUGA